AUGGGCGAAGGAGGCUAUCGACAGAUCAACAAGACACUGAAUGCCUGUGCAUUUGAUGACUAUCUCGUGACCCAGCAGUCACGACUACCCAAACUGCUAGAUGUCGAGCAGCUCAGCCCCCGGGUGCUGCGUGUCCUUGGUCAGAAUGCAGGAAAGUUCACCUUGCAAGGAACAAACACCUAUAUCGUCGGCACGGGCCAGCACCGCCUCAUCAUCGACACCGCACAAGGGUACCGCGAAUGGGCCGAUCUGAUUGAUGUCACUCUAUCAGACCGGUCAAUCUCUUUGUCCCACGUGUUCCUGACACACUGGCAUGGUGACCAUACUGGCGGGGUACCUGAUCUCAUCAGAAUGUACCCCCACCUAGCCGAUGGCAUCUACAAGAACACGCCCGAGCACGGCCAACACCCCAUCGAGGAAGGUCAAAUCUUUCAGGUCGAGGGCGCGACCAUCCGCGCAGUUCACGGACCAGGUCAUUCCCACGACCACAUGUGCUUUGUCCUCGAGGAAGAAAAUGCCAUGUUUACGGGCGACAAUGUCCUUGGUCACGGCACGAGCGCCGUCGAGCAGCUGGGGCUCUACAUGGAAACUCUCCGUAAGCUGCAAGCACAAGGAUGUAAGACGGGCUAUCCCGCCCACGGUGCCGUCAUCCCCGAUCUCAAUCUCAAAAUUUCCACCGAGCUAGCACAGAAGACGCGUCGAGAGAAGCAGUGUCUUGCUGCACUGGGUCGGAUCCGGAAGGAGAAGUCAUCGGGACAGUUGGCCAGUGUGACUGUUAGUGAGCUUAUUGAUGUAAUCCAUGGCACCUGCGUAGAUGAGGAAGUGCGCAAAAUGGCGUUAGAGCCAUUCAUGGAGGAGGUCUUGAGGAAAUUGGCGGAGGAUGGCAAGGUGGCAUUCCGCGUGAGGAAGGGGGUCAAGACUUGGUUUGCUCUUGCCUGA
Molecule: messenger RNA, 939 nt
Organism: Aspergillus homomorphus CBS 101889
Lineage: Eukaryota; Fungi; Ascomycota; Eurotiomycetes; Eurotiales; Aspergillaceae
Product: putative metallo-beta-lactamase domain protein
Exons: 2
Coding region: 1-939 (312 amino acids)
Biological process (GO): secondary metabolite biosynthetic process
Source: RefSeq, a predicted model, not a curated record